CGGCUCUUAGGGUUCACAUCAUGCGUUCUCACCCUCGCGUGAGUCAACUCACCGGAUCCCUAGAGAGAGAAAAGCCCUAGGACCCCCCCGUCCUUUCUCCUGUCUCCAUUUUCUUUAGCGGCGGCGGCGGCGGCGGCCGAUUGAUUCCCGCGCGGCGCAGCAGCGGUGGAUCGAAUCCUGGAGGCGCUUCUCCUGCGCAGAGGAUUACAGCGCAAAUCAUUGGCUGCUUGCGACGCGAGCGGCUGGCGGAAUCAGGGGCCAGGGAGGAGCGGUAGCAGCGACGGCUUGAUCUUGGUGCGCUUCCAAGUCACGGCAAGCAGCGAAGGUUCUGUUCGUUCUUCUCCCCAAAUCAAGGGAAUAUACGAGGCUUGUUUUGAUAGGCGGCGGCUACACCUGGGCAGCGCGAGUCCGCCGCAGAGGCUUACAGCGCGAAUCAUUGGCUGCUUGCGACGGGAGCGACUGGCGGAAUCAGGGUCCGGGGAGGAGCGGCAAGCAGCGGCAGCAGUGACGGCUUGAUAUUGGUGCGCGUCCACCUCACUGCAAACAAUAAGGUUCUGUUCGUUCUUCUCCCCUAAUCAAGGCUCGCAAGCAACACCAUCUGUACGAGGCUGGUUUUGGUCAGCGGCGGCUACUCCUGGGACGGCCAAGAGACACACACAAAGAUGAACUCAGUGACAGAGAGCGGAUUGAACUCAGUUACAGAGAGUGGAUUGAACUCGAUGACAGAAAGCCGAUUGAACUCAGUGACAGGGAGCGGAUUGAACUCAGUGACAGAGAGCGGAUUGAACUCAGUGACAGAGAGCGGAUUGAACUCAGUUACAGAGAGUGGAUUGAACUCGGUGACAGAAAGCCGAUUGAACUCAGUAAGAGAGAGAGGAUUCUUCAGUUUGGUGGAUGAACCUAUGGUGACAGGAUCGAUCGACUCCCUGCUCGCUAAGCUCAACUUCACCACCAAACUGAAGAAGAGGCGUGCCAAAGUGAUGAAAGAACUAUAUCAAGAUGUGUUGAAACUAAAGAAAGGUUUCGACAAUCUUGGCGGGGGCCGGGUGAUGGAUCCAUGUGCCCUAUUGUGGACGCAGUUUGCUAGAGAUCUGGUCUUUGACAUUGAAGAGUGGGUUGAUGCGAAGCCGGGUUCCGCAAAUUCAUCAAAGAGAGAGUUAAUUGAUCUGUUCAAGCACCGGAUCCAUAAUGUGUGUGAGGAGUUCACGUGGUGCGACCUUCUCGGUCCUACCGAAGAUCAGUUCAAGCUUAUCCAUGAUUUGCAUAAAGAUUUGGAGAGCCUUAAGAAAGAUCUCCCCUAUAAGUUUGGCCCACCGGUGAAUCCUGAGCAGUCAGUGUGGAUGGAUCAAACAUGUGAGCUGGUCAGCAAGGUGGAAACUUUGGUCCAUCAAAAGCCAAUAAAGGACAUGGAUGAAUCAUGGGAAAAACUAAUACAGGAAUACAAGGCCAAAAUACAACAAACACGUGAUACACUCAGUACAGCCCCCAUUUGCUGUCCACUGCUUUCUGAGGAGAAAACCCACAACCUCAUUGGUCUCAAAGGACCAAGUAGUAAGCUUCUCAUGCAUCUGACUUCCUCGCAGGCAAGGCUAAAGCUGGUGUCUGUCGUCGGAAUGGAAGGCCUUGGUAAGACUACUCUUGCCAAGGAGGUAUAUGCAAAGCUUCAAAGCAAGUUCGAGUGCCGAGCUUUCGUUACUGUUGGCAAAAACGCGUAUCUAACGGCCACUCUACUGGAUAUACUUCAUCAAGUAAAGCCACAGGGUACUAUUCCUCGCAAUGGCCCGGGAGCUCCUGAAAUUAACCAAGUCGUAACCGAGCUCAGGGAAUACCUCGUCACAAAGAGCUAUUUCAUCUUAAUUGAUGACAUUUGGAGCAUCCGGGUAUGGGAUAUUCUUAAUUGUGCUUUGCCUGAGAAUGAUCUUGGAAGUAGAGUAUUGAUCACAACUUGCAUCAGCGAUGUUGCCAAAUGUUGUUCUAUGCGCCCCUUUGAUGCCAUCCACCAGAUGGAGCCUCUUAGCGAGGAAGACUCAAAGACAUUAUUUCAUGAGGAGGCAAAAAGGCCCGCUGCAAAUGAGUUGUUGAAAAUGUGCGGUGGCAUGCCAUUGGCAGUAAUUGUUGCAGCCGGCAGGAAAUCUGCAGGACUAGCUGAGUCAGAGAUCGGUGAGCGAUGUAUCCUUUCGACAUCAGACCAAUAUUCCACAUCAGAUGGGAUGAGAAUGAUAUUGCAAAUGAGCUAUGAUGAACUGCCUGCUCCCUUGAAGUCUUGUCUUCUAUACCUUUGUGUUUUCCCAGAAUAUUAUACCAUCAAGAAAGAGCGUUUGAUACGGCUGUGGAUCGCUGAGGGAUUUAUCUUAGGAAGAUGUGAAGAAAGCUUGUGGAGGACAGGAGAAAUCUAUUUCAACGAGCUCAUCAGUAGGGGGCUGAUUCAGCCAGUGUUUGGCUACGAAGAUGGCCAGGCUGUGGCGUGUACGGUGCAUGGUGUGAUCCUUGAGUUCAUCAAAUCUUUGUCUAGGAAAUACAAGUUUGCUACGACGGGUGCAGACUUGAGGUCUGGAGUAUGUCCUUGGUACCCAAUUCGCCAUUUCUCAGUCGAUUACUGCAGUAAGCAAGAUGAAGUGAACACAUUGGACUUAAGAACCCUGCACCUUUCUAGCAUGCGGACCCUCCAAGUCUUUGGGCCUGUUGGAUGGACAACUCUCCGCACAGGUUCUAAGGUUAUGAAAGGGAAGGCUGUUGCGGGGGAUACUGAGGGGAUCCCUCUUCUGUCAACCUUCAAAAAUUUACGGGUACUCGAUCUGGAAGAUAAUGACAAUUUGAGAAGCCACCAUCUGAAAGGCAUUGGAGGGUUGGUUCUGCUAAGGUACCUGGGGCUUAGAGGGUCUGCUAUCUGUGCAUUACCAGACGAAAUAGGAAAGCUGGAGCACUUGGAGACGCUAGAUGUCAGGCACACUAACCUGAGAAAUCUGCCUGCAUCUAUAGUUGGAUUGGAAAGGUUGGUAUGCCUACUGAUUGAAGAUGCCGUGGAGAUGCUGGGCAAUAUCCUUGUAAUGCAAGGACUACAAGAAGUAUCAACGAUCAGGGGGUCGACAACAUCGAGUCACUCCAUGAGGUGGUGGAGCUGCUGGCUCGGUCGGAGAGGCUGAGCAUCCUUGGCUUGAGCUUUGACGGACUAAGCCCAUCUCUGGACAGUGCACGUGCAUUCACCGAUUUAUUGAGGGCGGUUGGACAGUCUAAACUUCGGUCCCUAUCUCUGCAUUGUCUUCAUGGUGACUGGAUUGGCCUACUGGACUCGAGACCAUACCAGCUGCGAAGAUUUGAGGUGUCUAUACCUGUUCCAGUCUUGGAAAGUACUGUAUUUAUUAUUCCCUGCUGUAUCACCCACUUGAAUAUUGAAGUGGCUCAGUUGGGAGAGGAAGGUCUCAUUGUGAUCGCGUCCAUGCCCCAGCUUGUCCUUCUCAAGUUAGCAUCUUCAGGACCUGCUGCUGCCAUGAUGGACACGGACACAUCCUUACGAAAACAGAGAAGAAGAGCGAGAAUUCGGAGCGGAGCCUUUCUGUGUCUUAAGGUGUUCUGGUUCACAUGCAAGGCUGGUGGGAAUGAGGUGCAGUUUGAUCCAGGAGCCAUGCCACAGCUGCAGGGGCUGCGGCUCCACUUCAACACUCUAGAGACGCUGUCCCUUUAUGGAGAUUUUGAUUUUGGCAUUGAGCAUCUCUCUAGUCUCAACAGAAUCCAUGUGACCUUCACAUGUGAGGAUACUGCCGCUCCAGAGGUGGUGCAUGCAGAGGCUGCCAUCAAACAGCAAGUAUCUCAGAUCUCCUCCGCCAACACACCAACAAUAGAGUUCAGCAGAGAGAAACCCAGGAUGCUCGAGGAGAAAAAGAAGACGGUGGCCAUGAUCACCCAGAAAAGUAGCUUCAGUAGAUGGUUGAGGGGAAAAAGGAGAGGAUAGGCCCGCUUACAGAGAAGGAACACGAUCACUCUGCACGAAAUGAUGAUUGUAUUUCUGGUUAAGCAAGUGGCGAAAUAUCAACCGUUGAGGUGACGACUCCCAACUUUGCUUUGCCUGUUUUGUUUGUGAGCUUUACAAUUUGUAGGUGUCUUUUCCCAUUGUAUGCAAAGUUAUUUCCAGCUGACAUGAUGGUGCAUGAUUGAUGGACCAACUCAUGGUAAUACUAUAGUAUAACUCUAUGCAAGCGUAAACUUUUUAACAAAUGGUAUUAUGGUAUGUA
This is a messenger RNA of Aegilops tauschii subsp. strangulata, 4229 nucleotides long. The record is from RefSeq and is a predicted model, not a curated record. NCBI's taxonomy places the organism in Eukaryota, Viridiplantae, Streptophyta, Magnoliopsida, Poales, Poaceae.